AUGCUCAACCUCCGACUACCGACGACCGCGGUUAAGGAGACAUGGGCGUCGCACUGCGAUGGGUUCGUGGCUCUCAGCGACAACGGUUUCGACUGGUUCGUUCUUGGCGGUGACGACCUCUCCCUUAUCGUGGAGAACUUGGUAACGACUCCUGGACAUCAAUUCACCAUAUGUUAUCUUAACUGCCAAAUACUACGUUGGUUUUCCCCCCUUCUUCCCCGUACCAAGUACCUGCUAUCGGAUGAUAUCAAACAUGCGGCGGGAGGGUUGGAAAACGGGGGCCCAAAUCCAAUGUGCCUCGGAAGGCGUUUCCGUUUUAUCGGCGAGAAACGCAUAUACAACAACGGGGGACCCUCAUAUGUGCUCAACCAGGCGUCUGUCGGGCAGUUGCCGAACCACUUGGACGAUGAUGCCUGCCAGUCACAUGCUGCAAAACACUGGGAAGGUAUCCUGUUUGAGUGGUAUCGCAUGCCCAAGAAGCCAGAGGGUCGUCUUUUUCCAGGAUGCGUGGUUUGUGCGUGGUACAUCAUUCAGGGCAUUGAUCCUAAGUUCGGCCGCGAGUGUUGCUCACAAGAGUCCCUCAGCUUCCACUACGUGGGCGAGCAGGUCUCGAGGCGACUUCACGAUCUCAUAUAUGCUCGCCCGAAGUAUCAAGCAGAUGCAGCAGUAGUCGCCAGAGUUUGA
Molecule: messenger RNA, 684 nt
Organism: Ectocarpus sp. CCAP 1310/34
Lineage: Eukaryota; Phaeophyceae; Ectocarpales; Ectocarpaceae
Source: the annotation of a GenBank genome assembly